GUGACGUCAGCGCACCUUCAGGAAAAAGAAACGGUGGGAUCCAUGAUCACCUUACGUCUAUGAGUUUUCCUAAUUUGAAUGGCGAGAGGAAAUUCAGACGAGUGACAGCACCUGAGCGGAAGAUUAUCUUUACUUUGAGGAGUUUUUAGAGUCGCGCGCCGUGGCCGUGUGACCACACACACACAUACAAUGUCUGCCUCCGCCGUGUUUGUGCUGGAUCUGAAGGGAAAGGUAUUGAUUUGUCGGAACUACAAAGGCGAUGUGGACAUGGUGGAGAUCGACCACUUCCUGCCUUUACUCAUGCAGCAGGAAGAGGAGGGGCUAAUCUGUCCCGUCAUGUCACAUGGAAAUGUUCACUUCCUUUGGAUCAAGCACAACAACCUUUACUUGGUGGCCACCACAAACAAGAACUCCAAUGCUUCUCUUGUGUAUUCAUUUCUCUACAAACUGGUUGAGGUGUUUACAGAGUAUUUUAAAGAGCUGGAGGAGGAAAGUAUUCAGGACAAUUUUGUGGUUGUCUACGAACUGCUGGAUGAGCUGAUGGACUUUGGAUUCCCCCAGACCACCGACAGCAAGAUCUUACAGGAGUAUAUCACACAGGAGGGUGCCAAGCUGGAGGUGGCAAAGAGCAAGGUCCCGACCACCGUCACCAACGCUGUCUCCUGGAGGUCAGAGGGCAUCAAAUACAAGAAGAAUGAAGUCUUCAUUGAUGUCAUUGAGUCCAUUAAUGUGCUGGUCAAUGCAAAUGGCAGUGUGAUGAGCAGUGACAUUGUGGGCAGCAUCAAGCUGAAGACCAUGCUGUCAGGGAUGCCUGAGCUGCGACUGGGCCUCAAUGACAGAGUGCUUUUCGCUCUCACUGGACGUGACAAAGGGAAGACAGUGGCCAUGGAAGACGUGAAGUUCCACCAGUGUGUUCGCCUCUCACGCUUCGAGAGCGACCGCACCAUCUCCUUCAUCCCUCCAGAUGGAGAGUCUGAACUCAUGUCCUACCGCAUCAACACUCAUGUGAAGCCUUUGAUAUGGAUUGAAUCAGUGAUAGAGAAAUUCUCGCACAGCAGAGUGGAAAUCAUGGUUAAGGCUAAGGGGCAGUUUAAAAAACAGUCUGUUGCAAAUAAUGUGGAGGUGAGGGUUCCUGUGCCCAGUGAUGCCGACUCACCCAAGUUCAAAACCAGCACAGGCCACGCCAAAUAUGUUCCUGAGAAGAACCUGGUGGUGUGGACCAUCAAAUCUUUCCCUGGAGGUAAAGAGUAUCUAAUGAGGGCUCACUUUGGUCUGCCCAGCGUGGAGAAUGAUGAGAUGGAGGGAAAGCCUCCCAUUACUGUCAACUUUGAAAUCCCAUAUUUCACAGUCUCAGGGAUCCAGGUGCGAUAUAUGAAGAUCAUAGAGAAAAGUGGCUACCAAGCUUUGCCAUGGGUCCGGUAUAUCACACAGAGUGGAGAUUACCAGCUGCGGACAAAUGCUUAAAACCUAUGGACUAUUCCUCCCCUCCACAGCAGCCAGAAGCCCGUCCAAUGAUCCCUUUAACCAGACUCCAGAAGAAUGUCUUUAAAUUUCACCUGCUUUGCUUGAUGUCAGAGGUUUUAUUUUAUGAAAAUAGCAUGAUUACUGUUUUUAAUGGUGUGGUUAUUAGACCUUUGCAAAUUAAAAAUUCAACUG
Messenger RNA from Myripristis murdjan (pinecone soldierfish), 1656 nucleotides. RefSeq names its product adaptor related protein complex 1 subunit mu 2 (gene ap1m2). Lineage: Eukaryota; Metazoa; Chordata; Actinopteri; Holocentriformes; Holocentridae. The transcript is spliced from 12 exons. The record is from RefSeq and is a predicted model, not a curated record. Bases 190 to 1464 code for a protein of 424 amino acids. Gene Ontology annotation, biological process: vesicle-mediated transport; intracellular protein transport. Gene Ontology annotation, cellular component: clathrin adaptor complex.